AUGGAGGACGUAAAUCAGGAACUUGGAGUCCCGGAGGAGACACAAGCAACCGCACCAAACGAUGGCCCGAUGCCGGACGAUACGGCGGAUGAGAUUGAGGUGGAUCUGCUGCAGGAGAAGCUCGCGAGGCAGGACGACGAUCACGUCGACUCCACCAAGUCUUCCAUGGAGAGCUCCUUCACAGUGACCGACUGCAACUGCUCGUCACUGAUCGAGCGCACGGAGAAAUUGGACGCCAACGAGUUGCAACUGGACGCGAAGGUGAGCGAGCUGAUUGAGGAUCUCAUAAAGCCACACGAAACGCGUCGGUGCGAGGAAAAGUUUAAGGUUCUCACGAUCAGUGACGCUGUGGAAACGAUCGACGAUCUGGGGGUGACUGUUGUGGCGUCGGCAGCGGCGGUUGUAGUCGCCGGCAGCGGAGAUGGAAGUGAUAGCGGUGUAGAGUUCGGCGCAGGAUCCGGUUCCCUAACGGACACCGGUGUGUUGCAGCGGGCACUCAGCAAUAACAGCGCCGGUUACGCAAGCAGCUGCUACGGUCUGGAUGGGGAACCAACCGGGAUGAGUGUUUCGUGCAACUCGAGCAUGAUAAGCUACAGCUCUGAUAUCUACGACAAGACUGGUAAUACCGUCUUGUGCGGGCGGUUGAGUACGGAUUACUGUGCGAGCGAGGGUGGAAGUGAGAGCUCGUCCGUGACGGGCGGUCCGGUCAGUUCGCUGCGCAAAGGUGCCUGCACGAUCAAGAAGAAGGUGGCUGUGAAGGAACCACCGUUGACCCGGUCGCCACGAAAGUCCUCCGAGAGUGUGUCCAGUAGUGGUCGAAGCAGUUCUCGAUCCAGAGGCUCUUCGUUGGGACGCUCGGUUUCAUUAAAUCUGAAAACGACUCCACCCACCUCGGCUGCGAAUGUGGCGGCUGCUGCCAGAGAACGGGCACGUUCUCGGGACAAAUCCGCCUCGGCUGUCGUUGGCAGUGCCGCGACUUCCAUGUCUAGCAGUAUGAACCGAAUCCUGCAGACUCCAACAAAACCGAUACCUCCGCCAAGGCGUCCACUGAAGCCGGAUUCAUUGCCAACCGGGAUCAAGGAUUCGCCGUCCGGUCAGCGAGUGUCUGUCUCGCGUACUCCGUCCAUCACUCGGGGCCGUACGCCGUUGGCAACACCAACGGAUGACGGUCGGUGGCCAUCGGUCGGCGGUAAGAGUGGUGUCAGUUGCGGUGGUGGCAAUACGACACCGCGUUCCGUCCGAGCAACUUCGGCCGUCCCGGACGGAGGAAUGUCCAUUAAAACUCGCAUCGGGCCUUUGUCGCUGGACGGAACCAAACCGGGCCAUAGCGGUACGGGUUCUCCGAUGAGCUUGACCGGCGUUGCGGACAAAUGCGCCACCUUGCCUCGUCGUCGAAAGGAACGCUCGGCUGAAGAUUUGAAGGCAGGCGCCAUUGCUGGGUCCGGUUCUCGUAGCAACUCCGUAUCUCGCGAGCAAGUCUCGAAUCGGAUGGCGAUGUCGCUGUUCAAGAAGCUGCCCUCCAGCGGUAAGCCAGAACUAGGAGGGGGUUCUGGUGCGAACAAAAUCGCGCUCCUGUCCUCGUCUCACGCAAGAUUAAUGUCGUCUUCGUCGAAAAAGCUGGCCCAAAAGACGAAAAUCUAUCACGAAACGAGCGUGCAGACAGCCAUCACUGGGCAGGAUGUGGCGGAUGCCUUUGGAGGUAAUGCGCGGAAUAUCCGCAUUGACGCCGUGGAGAUGGUUACCAAGCAGACACAGUCAGACAUCCGCGACAAGGAAAUGGAACGACUCGAGGAGAAACUGAAAAAGGUUACGGGCGAGUACACGCUCCUGAUAUCGAAGCUGUCGGAGAAAUCGCAAAUGGUGACGUCACUGGAACAGAAGUUGCUUGUCGAGCGGGAGGAGAAGCUAGCCGCUCAAAGAGAACUGCAAAAUAACACCGAUCGGGUGCUGGGUAUGCUGGAGUCAAUGCAAGCCGUCCCGAGCAACGCAGACAACGGCGAAUGUGACAGUCUGCUGAUGUUGGAAUCACAGCUGCAACUAUCUGGAACAGUGCUAGAGAAGAAGCAGGAUGAGAUCGUGCGUCUGCAGUCGAUCUGCCGGGCGCUACAGAUGGACAUGGAGCGUUCGCUCAAGAACCAAGAGGAGCUGUUGCGCCAAAAGACUGAGUUGGAGGAGGAAUCUAGCGAGAUGCAAGAUUUCCUGCAGGUGGAGAAGCAAUCGUGCAUGGAUGCGCUGAAGGAGGCAGAGCAGGAGGUGGCAAUGCUCAGACAGAGCUUGCAGAUGAAGGAUGGCAACAUCGAACGGCAGCAAGAGGAAUGUCGCCAUCUUGUCCGAAUAGCUGAACAGAGAAGACAAGAGUAUCUCGGAAUGCAAGCUAAAUAUAACGCACUGGAAAGUCGCUCUAAGGAUAUCCUGCUGCAGCAGGGAGCUGCCGUCUCAGGGGCCUCCGUCGCCCUUUCGGGAUUAGGAUCACGGCUGGACAACCUGGUAGAGCAGCUUAUCGCAUCCUACAACAUCUCUGAACAGGAUCUCGAGGACGUGAUCUAUCACAAUGAGGCUUAUACGAACAGUGCGAGUAGCGGCGAUGGUAGUCCAGAAUACGAACAAAACGCAGAUACGUACUCGGGCAAACACCCGCAGCAUACGCAUCAUCAACUGCAGUAUCAACAACACUGUUCGGACUCACAUUCGGCUGCUAAGGGAAGCGCAAAAUCUGCGGUAGCCGGAUGUGCUGUACCUCUUUCUCCCCAGCGGGGCCAGUCAUUCAUAGCUGCCGUAAUUAGCGCCAUCAAGAACGCCACCAGCAAGACAACUGUCGUGAAGUCUGCCGUAGGCACAAAUGGCGUCCCUGUGAACAAAGAAUGCCGUGAAAAUAAUGGCCAUGAAUCGGAUUCAACUGAAAUGCUCGAUUCGGAAACGGAACCGUGUUUAAUGAUGGACAAUGUGCUUGAGGAUGUCACAAUGCCGGAUUCGCAUUCUCACAACAUGGUAUCGUCUUCAACGCGUAUCUCCCAGAUCGAAAUGCCGUCAUCAAUGGAAAGUGGCGUAGGACCUACCAGUAACGCAAUGACAAUGGCGCACGAUGAAUCGCUCGACAACCUUUCGCAGGCAAUUGCCAACCGUCAGCAGAUCGAACUUCAAUCCAAUAUGAUAGCCAGCGGACGAUCGCCAAGGUUCCAUCACUCGGUGAGCAGUAGCGAACAGCAACAGGCACGCAACUCGACAUCAGCAUUAGCGUCGACUGCGGCCUGUGCUGUGACGACGGCCCCGGAUCACACGACGGCUAGCCAUUCUUCGUCGCUGGACGAUGACGAAAACAGUUGCUGUGCUGAAGCAUCGAUGGCGGAAAUGCCCUCGAUCUGUGAGUACUGUAAUGCGCAAUCGCUGGUCGACCAAGUGAUCGAUGUAGACAAUCUGAUCACGAAACUGCUUAAAGUACUGCGCAUCGUGCAGAUGGAUAAUGACCACUGCAUACAGGAACUAAUCAACCACAAGAAUAAGUUAGCGAUCACGAAUGAAGAGAUUCAAGAUCGCGUAAAAGAAUGCGAGGAGCAGAAUUUCAAGCUUCAGGACGACCUGAAGGAUGCUUAUCAUCAGUUGCAGGUGCGAGGAAGCGAACUAAAUACCAAUAAGCUAGAUUUGCUGAAACACCGCAAGGAAAUUGAUAAAUUAAAUGAGGAUAUUUGUCAACUGAGUACGCUUUGUAGCGACAGCAAACAGACAAAGAAGAUUGUGAUCGAUCGCGAGGAGAUUCUAAACGCUUUUAAGCUCUGCAACGAGGAUGGGGUCGUGCCGGAGCAGGAACUUUCGCAAUUUAUCGUUCAAGCGUGUACUGAGAUUCCGAAAUUGAAAACGAAGUUGUUUGAAAAAGAGCAACAAUUAGCGACAAUGGCAAGCAAUGCAUCAAAUGGAGCCAAUCUGAUGAUGACCGCUAGCUGGCACCAAGCACUGAACGAAGCCAAGAGGCAGUAUGAGGCGAUAGAUCGUGCGCUAGAGACUUUGGACAGCGUGAAGUCUAUAGUACAACAAACACCGGCUCUAGCAGAAUUGCAGCGUGAUUUGGAGGAAACAAAUUUUGCGUCCGCUUCCAGUUUUCCGCUUGUAACAGCAGCUCAGCUUAGUCAGCUAAACUGCGGUCAGGUCGGGACGUCGAAUGGCAACGGUGCCGGUGUAAACGGAAAUGGUAUUAUAGAUCUGAAUGCCAAUGAAACGACCAUCGCAAGCGACGGCACAGGAGUGAGCGCCGAUGCAAACUGUUACAUUGAUUCAACUGCUUAA
Messenger RNA from Anopheles nili, 4278 nucleotides. RefSeq lists its product as uncharacterized. Lineage: Eukaryota; Metazoa; Arthropoda; Insecta; Diptera; Culicidae. The coding region runs from base 1 to 4278 and encodes 1425 amino acids. The record is from RefSeq and is a predicted model, not a curated record. The transcript has 8 exons.